ACAUUCACACGCACAUCGGUCCAUCGAUUCUGCGGCAGCAGCGCAGGGGAAAGAAAAGUGUAAAAAUAAUUUUCAAAGUUGAUCUCCAUCCGUCUUGUCGAUUUCGUCCUCAAAAGAGUUUUGCUUCUAAGUCCUGUUCUUCAAAUUUUUUCGCACUAGUUCCGGUUCCACACGUUUUAAUGCGAGAAUCAAUAUCCGGCCGUUAACAUGUCCAGAAAUCAUUCUCAAACCUGUACUCAUUAAUGACCUCGAACUGAUGUGAAAUCCGGAUAAAAAAUUGCAAGCCUUUUGCCGUACUGAGCUGACUCGUUGCAUCUGUUGAAACAAGCGAAUCUUAACCCCAACGUAACGGAACGGAACUGGAAGUAUGACCAAGAUAAUGAAUUCGAGCAAACAGAGCAGUUCACUGUACGUGACGAACAACGGCGACGAAGUCAGCGUUCUGCUAAUCAGCAGUAGUGAUAGUAACAGUGCAUCCGGAGAGGUCCACCGGCGAUUGCAACAAGAUCCGGACGCAGAUGAACGGGCCAGUAUUAGUUCAACGAGCAACGAAACCGACUUCGAUGAGUAUCAUUCGCUGAUCGAUGAAUCACAGAAGAAAAGUGCCAAAGCUUACGCUCCCGCUGCCAUCCUGAGGGUUCGGGCCCGUGGAGCUGGGAACGUACCGGUGCCCGGUAACAACUGUACCCGGAAUAAGUUUUUCAUGUUCUGCCUUGCACUAUUUGGAUUUGCUACCUUACUGAUGAUGAAUCUGCCUAUGAACAACGAGAAAGGACGAAUCGGCACGAUAAGCGGAUGGAGUGCAAAUACCUCGCGUCAAACCGUGAAUUACGUGCUGCCGGGUGAAAACACAACGGUCAUUGAUCCGUUCAACGUUUGCAGUCACGAGGAACGCACCGGCGAUGGUAGUGAGCGUGAAAAAGUGUUCCUGCUGAUCGUGGUUUGCUCCUCGGCGGGCAACUUCGAGGCGCGUCAAACCAUUCGAGAAACGUGGGGCAACGUGAGUGAGUUCAACUAUUCUUAUUUUGCGCGCAUCCACGAGCACAUGAAGGAUGAGUACCUGCAGCCGAGACCGGUGCAUCGGUUCCGGGAGUACUUCCGGCGAACGGGCGCCGAUGAUGACGGAGGUGUGCCUUUGAAACCUUGGAAAGGGGACAGUAUCCCCACGGCCAAUGCUCGGAAUGUUUCCAGCAGCAACAAAUCUAGUCAGUCCAAUGUAACGGAGACCGUCUCCGCGCUCCUAGGUGACCUGCACGAAGGUCAGCUUUUAAACGUUAAAGUGGUAUUCCUGUUAGGUCAAUCGGAGACCGAUUACCUGCACCAACGGCGCAGGACCCUUAAUACCGAACAAACGACGGAUUCUCAGCGACAGCCGAUGCCUCCAGAAAUGCAAACCGUAUCCACCCGACCUGAAUCCAACAACCGAGCUCCAAGUGUAAGUUUAUUUCCGGCCGGAGACGACGUGGAUCCGGCUUUCAACGUACGCGAAGAGGAGCUAGACGAAAUGCAGAUGAAGAUCUUGAACGAAAGCGAAGUCUAUGGAGAUAUCAUACAAGAGAGCUUUAUCGAUAGUUAUAACAAUUUGACCCUUAAGACGAUCAUGAUGCUUAAAUGGGCCAUCAACAACUGCAACGGACGAGUGAAAUUUAUAAUGAAAUGUGACGACGAUACGUUCGUGAACGUACCGAAUCUAUUGCAAGUUCUACUCGGUGGAACGGUUCCGCUGUACAACGCCUCAUUGGCGUUCUACGACAGCCUUACUGUUGCCGUAAAAUCGAACAAGAAUCGUCUUCCGGAAACCAAGCGGCUGUUGACGGGAUUCCUGUUCUGUGGAGUGAAACCAAUAGCUGACACCAGCAGCAAAUGGUACUCACCCAACUACAUGUACAAUAAGGAGUACUAUCCCAACUAUCUGUCCGGUACCGCCUAUUUGAUGAAUUUGGACGCGGCCAAACUGUUGUACCGGGCAUCGCUAACAACGCCCAUCUUCCACCUGGAGGACGUCUACCUGACCGGCAUCGUGGCCGAUCGAGUGAAGCUGCAUCGCUCCCAUCAUCCGCUGUUUUUCUAUUCCUACACGAAAGACCUCUGUGCCUUGCGAGGCAUGAUCUCACAGCAUCAGUUGCAACCGGCGGAUCUCCAAAACGCAUACGAAUUCGUUACCAAUAGCAGCGUUACCUGCCGCGGCGUGGCACGCAACUUUACCAUGGCCAAGAUGAAACUGCAGCAACGAAAGAAAUGUCAAUGACAUCGAUUGGAAACCGGUGGGUAUCGGGAUUGACUAAAGGCCCACCAGGCCAAACCAGCUCGAUUUUUGGUUUCCAACCGAUUGAAGCGACCAUCGAAGCAGAUUCAGCGUUGACACAAUAACACAACUUUCAAUUUCGUGUUUUCCCUUUUGCGCGAUUUGCGAAUUCUCUUUUCGAGAUAUUUCUCCGUCUGAAAGAACAACAUCUAAAAAUUAUGGAUACAAUAGUAUUGUAGUUUUUUUUUCCUCUAUAUUUAGGUACUUUCAUGUUUUAACAUACCGGUUCACUGUAGCCGGACUAGCGCAGCAAUCGCCAAACUAAUUUCAUUUUUUAGAGGCAAUUUAAUCAAGAUGCCCUCAUGUUAAAUUCCUUCGGGCCGUUACUGUAGCAGUUUUAUGGAAGCCUUUAAAAGGAUACUAGAAUAGGUCAUGAAUGCCACUUUGCAGUAGAGUUUACUAUAUGAAUAGAAUUAAUAAGACAGAAUUAUGAUCGAAAAUCGUUUGAUUCAGCUGUGAUUUGAAGAAUAUUUUAGAUAGAUUUUACAAAAUGCUAGAAUAAACAAAGUUAGAUUCUUGUUAGUCAAUCAAAUCUAUGGUAAUAGCUGGUCAGAUAAAGUGAUUAUGCGCAUGAGAAGGCAUUUUGUUUGGUCCCAGGAGGGCAUUAAGUUUUCAGGAUAAUUCCAAUAGGGAUAUUAUAUUUAAAAACGAGUUCCGCACCUCUUAGUCAUAAUGUGUUUUAACGGAAAUUAAGUGGCACUGAGUAGCUCAAGUUUAGAUGUCCUUUUUUUUCUUGAUAAAGGUGAAAAUACCAACUGUAGUUUUCAAAUUACACAUAGAUCAUGAUUUCUUAUAAUUUUAUUGUAUUUAAUCCUGAACUUUUAGCGAUCAAAUCUGAGAAAUGUAAUAAUUAUCAGUCAAUUAGUAAAAAAAAGUAGAUACAAUUUAAAUCCACAGAUUAAAAUAUUUGAUUGUCUUUUAUAACUGCUUGGUAGUGAAAUAAUCAAGUUGGUAUUUUUGCCGAUCAUGUUAUUUUAAAUGAACCAAUUAUUGUUUUAAGCUAGAUCUUCCACUUGGAUGAAAACUCAAAUAAAACGCUUAUAAAAACUAAGAUAUCCUAAGAAAGUUUUAAGCACAGUCUCGAACUUUAAGGAAUCUAGUUUUGUUUAUUUAUCAACUGUGUAAAUCUUCUCUUUUAAUUGUUAGAAAAUAAGUUUAUGUU
Messenger RNA from Uranotaenia lowii, 3467 nucleotides. RefSeq lists its product as uncharacterized. Gene Ontology annotation, cellular component: membrane. Bases 368 to 2248 code for a protein of 626 amino acids. The record is from RefSeq and is a predicted model, not a curated record. The transcript is spliced from 6 exons. Lineage: Eukaryota; Metazoa; Arthropoda; Insecta; Diptera; Culicidae. Gene Ontology annotation, molecular function: hexosyltransferase activity.